UUCUAGACCAAAGUGACCACUUUUGUUGAGAUAUCCGUAUCUAAUAUUUUUUUGAGGAAAUAGUUUUCAAUUCCAUAGUUUAAUUAUAAAAUAACCCAAUAAUAUGGGAAAGAAAAAGGGCAAAAAGAAGCAAGAGGAGAAGGAACCUCCAGAUCCAAGAAUGUUGGUCAUGAAAGAAAUAAUAUUAGACAAAGAAGAUUUGAGAAAAACAGAGGAAAAGACACUCAAGAAAGCUCUUCUUCCACUCAAAAGAGUGAACAGCAAUCCUUUGAUCUACGAAUGGGUACCAAUUUCAAAAAAUAUUUUUCCCGAUUCGAAGAGUGUCGAUUAUGGAUUCGAAGGAGUUGUUGAUAUUCCUAAUCAAGUUUAUUAUAAAGAAGAAAUGGAUGAUGAAGAUUUUAAUUUGAACGAGCAAACAAUUUCUGAAAUAUUUGAAAACGGCGUUGGUCUAACUACUUCACUCUCCUUUAUGAAUACUAAUGAAAUUGACGACCGGGAUCUUGACGACCUAAAUAACGUUGAAUCUCAUGAUGCACUGGAUUUCUUGAAGACGAGAGUUGGUAAAGAUAAUAUGAAAAAUAUAGUUGAAACAGUAAAAUCACCACUUUUGGAUUUGCCAAGACGAGACGACGAUGAUGCUGAUGAUGGUGCUGGUAACUAUGGCGACGAGGAAAGUGACCAUUUAGAGAAAACAAAACAGACUGAAGAACCGAACGAUGGCGCCGAUCCAUCUACCUCUUCAGCGUUUAUAAAUACGAAUGAAAUUGAUAGCGAAGGUAGCGACAAACGCAUUAAAAAAUCUCAUAAUAUGAAGCAUUUUUUGAAGAUGAAAAAGUGGAACGAAAGAGAUGAUUCACCUAUCUUGGAUUUGCCGCCAAAAAAUCUCGAUGAUGGUGAUGUAAAGGAUAGUAAUAAUAGAAAUGAUGAACCGAAAGUUGGUGCCGAUCCAACUACCUCUUCAGCAUUUAUGGAUACGAAUAAAAUUGAUAGCAGCGGUAUCGACAAGCGCAGUAAAAAGUCUCAUAAUAUGAAGCAUUUUUUGAAGAUGGAAAAGAGGAGCAAAAGGGCUGAUUCAGAGGAAACAAAGAAUGGCACCAGUUCUGCAUUUCCCGACUCGAUUAUGACUACCAAUGAAAUUGCUAGUGAUGGCAUUGACAAGCAAAAAAAAGUCAAAUCUCAUAAUAUGAAGCAUUUUUUGAAAAUGAAAAAUAGAAAUAAAAUGGUCAAACAACCAAAUAUUCAUGAUGAAGACGACGAUAGUUUACACAAACCGAAAUCAAAGCUUAAAAAAUCUGAACGACAAAAAUCCGAUGUCAGUUCAACAACUUUUCUAUCUUUUACGGAUAUUAAUGAAAUUGACAACAGCCACAAAGUCGGCAAAAAUCUUAUCAAAGUUAAAAAGCACAAGAUGAUUCAUUUCCUAAAUAAUUUACCAAAAAGAGUGGAUGAUAAUGAUGAUGCAGAUGACAGUAGUGGUUCUGACGAUAUCUAUUACAGUGAAUAUGGCGAUUCUAGCGAUGACGAGGAAAGUUUACGUAAAAAGAAAACAAAGCAAGAAAUAGCACUUCGUCGCUGUCGGAUUUGUACACUUAUUAUAUUCAUGGUACUGGUUCUACUCAUUGGAACUCUCGUUGGUUUAGUAUUUGCAGGUAUUCAAAUUCCUUUCCUGACUGACCUUAUAUUCCCACCCACAGCUGAAGUUUCGAAUAUCCGUAACUUUACAACCUCGAUAGGAAAUGUCACCACGAUUGCAGGCUUCACCACAGCCAGUGCGUCCUAUAAUACGACUUUUACAUUACCUAGUGCCUUGACGAGUACUAGUACGACUACAACCUUGUCUAGUACGACUAGUACCUCGACAACUGCUAAUACAACUAGCACGACUACAAUCUUGCCUAGUACAUCGACAAGCGUUAGUACAACUAGCACGACAACAACCUUGCCUAGUAAGACUAGUACCUCUACGAGGGCUGGUACAGCAAGUACGACUACAACCAUGGCUAGUACUACUACCACAACUGAAAGCUUUGUCGGUGCUGGAUCGGGAAUAAAUUCUGGGCAGGCUGUCCCCUCCGGAGAAGCGGAAAUUGCUAUAAUUCAUGCAGACAUGUACAAAAUUAACGAUAAACCUGUCAAUACUUCAUGGGAAUAUGUUUGGCCUCCGAAUCACCGAAGGGGAAAGAGGGUUGAAAACAUGUUUUUUGCUGCUUACACAUAUCUUGGAUUCACACUUGACGUGGUUAUAUGUGAUAUUUUACGUCCGGAGGAACGCGGUGCUUGGCGGAUUCUGGUACGAGUGUUUGGAAAACCGAGAUAUAAUUUAGAUAUUAUGAAAUGGUACGGUUUCGAUCGUAAGUUAUCUAUAGAGUUGUACUCAAAAUAUAUAAGAAGAAUGGAGAGAUAUGCCGAAAAUGUAUUACUUUCUCAACAAAACGCAAAAGUCAAAUAUCUUUUCAGUCACGUCGGUCAUACUUUUGCUGUGGAAGUUCCAAAGUACUUCGACAAGGUUGGGAUUCGUCGUCCACCUUCCCAUAUACCAGCUGCAUGGAGCGAUUGUUUUGAAUCUCCCGUUUGUGAUUACUAGAAUAUACGUGUCAAUGUGUAUAUUCUAUGAGCGUAUCUUUACUUAUAAGUAAUGGAAUCGGGCCGGAUAGGAAGGAUGCACAGAUAUGCACACACAUCAAACUAUAAGAA
Molecule: messenger RNA, 2694 nt
Organism: Styela clava
Lineage: Eukaryota; Metazoa; Chordata; Ascidiacea; Stolidobranchia; Styelidae
Source: RefSeq, a predicted model, not a curated record